AUGGCACAGAAGCAUGCAGCGGGCUCGGCGCAGGGCCAGGCGCCCACCCUGGAGCUGAGAGCACGGCACCGCCAGCACUGCCAUGCGGGGGGGGCUGGCAGUGACCCCCGCCAGCAGCAGCGGGCGCGCAGGAAGCUCUAUGUGGCUGCUGGCAUCUGCCUCAUCUUCAUGGUGGGGGAAGCUGUGGGCGGGUACCUGGCCCACAGCCUGGCCAUCCUGACGGACGCUGCCCACCUCCUGACGGACUUUGCCAGCAUCAUGAUCAGCCUCUUUGCCCUCUGGGUGUCCUCACGUCCCGCCACCAAAACCAUGAACUUUGGCUGGCACCGUGCAGAGAUCCUGGGGGCCCUGCUCUCCGUGCUGUCCAUCUGGGUAGUGACGGGUGUCCUGGUGUACCUGGCGGCCCAACGCCUGCUCUUGGGUGACUACGACAUCGAGGGCAGCGUCAUGCUCAUCACCUCUGCCUGCGCUGUGGCCGUCAACAUCGUGAUGGGGGCAGCUCUGCACCAAACGGGGCACGGGCACAGCCAUGGAGGGGCUCAUGAGCAGCCCCACACCCAUGAACAGCCCAAUCCCAGCGUCCGUGCAGCCUUCGUCCACGUGGUGGGGGAUCUGCUGCAGAGCGUCGGCGUCCUCAUUGCAUCCUACAUCAUCUUCUUUAAGCCCGAAUACAAGUACGUGGACCCCAUCUGCACCUUCCUCUUCUCCGUGCUGGUGCUGGGGACAACGCUGACCAUCCUCCGUGACGUCCUCCUCGUCCUCAUGGAGGGCACCCCCAGGGGGAUGGACUUCAACGCGGUGCGGGACACGCUGCUGGCGGUGGGCGGCGUGGAGGCGGUGCACAGCCUGCACAUCUGGGCGCUGACAGCCUCGCAGCCGCUGCUCUCUGUGCACAUCGCCAUCAAUGCGGGUGCCGACUCGCAGGAGGUGUUGGAGGAGGCCAGCUCCCGACUGCAGCGCGCCUUCCGUUUCCACACCACCACCAUCCAGAUCGAGAGCUACUCCGAGGACAUGCGGGACUGCCGUGAGUGUCAGCCUCCCAGCGACUGAGCGACGCUGAGCCCCGCCGUUCCUCCCCGUCCCUCU
Molecule: messenger RNA, 1086 nt
Organism: Centrocercus urophasianus (Greater sage-grouse)
Lineage: Eukaryota; Metazoa; Chordata; Aves; Galliformes; Phasianidae
Gene: SLC30A2
Product: solute carrier family 30 member 2
Exons: 7
Coding region: 1-1050 (349 amino acids)
Biological process (GO): response to zinc ion; zinc ion transmembrane transport
Cellular component (GO): plasma membrane
Molecular function (GO): zinc ion transmembrane transporter activity
Source: RefSeq, a predicted model, not a curated record